AUGACGCAAGUAGCAGUAGUUCCGAGUCUUUCGUACCUACCAUUCUAUUCAGUACUGCACUACCAAGUACCAAGCGAACUCGAUAAUACCGCGCAGUGGAUUCGAUUGUUAAUUGUGAUGCUUAUUUUAUUGUCAUGGAAACGUUCUCGUGCUUCUAAAGCUCUAAUAGUAGGUAGUGGAAUGCCAUUUUUAAAAAGCACGGAGAAGAAACUCUCUGUUAGUCAACGACGGGAAAUCGCGUCGUAUAAAAAUGGUCUUCGCUGUAAAAUUUUUAAUAUUUCCGGCAACACUUACAAGGGAGAGUGGAAGAAUAACGAGAGACACGGCAAAGGAAUAUUCUUAGAGACAUCGGGGAAACGAUACGAGGGCGAUUGGGAGCAUGGACUUCGACAUGGGUAUGGUAUCCAGAGCCAUAUGGAACCCCAUUGCUUACACGCAAUAGAGUACACUGGCGAAUGGUACGAAGGAAAACGACAGGGUCAGGGAAUAAGUUAUUAUGCUGAUGGGAGCUAUUAUGAUGGUGCUUGGUUAGACAACAAACGCCAUGGCCAUGGGCGUAUGUGGUUUGCUGAUGGAACAUUCUAUGAAGGUGAAUGGAAAAAUGACCAAUUUCAUGGCCUUGGACUUUUUGCCUAUGCUAAUGGAAAUCGCUAUGAAGGAGAAUGGAAAUGUGGUCUUAAGAAUGGAUGUGGUCGAUACUAUCAUUUGGACAGUGGACAGUUGCAAGAAGGAGUGUGGGUUAAUGGAAACUGUUCCUGUAGUACCAUGACCGAUAUAUACUAUCGGCAAACAGCUAAGGAUCCAACACAGUAUCCCAUUCCAGAGAAUAUACAGUCAUUGGUGUAUGGAUUUGCUCCAGUCACUACAGUGCAGCAAAUUAUAUAA
This is a messenger RNA of Schistocerca nitens (vagrant locust), 885 nucleotides long. RefSeq names its product MORN repeat-containing protein 3-like. NCBI's taxonomy places the organism in Eukaryota, Metazoa, Arthropoda, Insecta, Orthoptera, Acrididae. The record is from RefSeq and is a predicted model, not a curated record. Bases 1 to 885 code for a protein of 294 amino acids. The transcript is spliced from 6 exons.